GAUCUUCAUUUCCCAAAAUUUACCUUGCUGGUACCAAUAUUCCCAAAUACACUGGAAGAUCUGUCUUUAUUUCUCUACCCAAAUCUAGUUGUUCAUCUUCUGUGACAAGGACUUGCCCGUCAAAUUCCACAAAAAGCUCCUCUUGCUAUCGUAUUUCCAACCUGUCAAGCUGCCAAAUUUCCUGCAGGAUUCUAUCGAGAAAACCAGGCACAAUCCGACCAAAUUCUGUUAUCGGAGGAUCCCCGUCAUUGUACGCACGCGACAAGAACAAUCAUUGGAUUAAGAUCCAAGUAGAGCUACCAAUCAAGGCGACAAUCGUCUCCCUUUCUAUCGAAAUCCAUUUUCCUGGGAAUUUGUCUAGAUCUUAAUCAUCUUCAUUGCCGACUCCGUUCUCCUUCGGUACUUCCGUUUACAACAGAACUCGCAUACGCAUAAGUGAUCAUUUCGUUCUGCGACAAGCAACAACGGCUAAGAAGGAAAUCUGGGAAGGGGACUUCACACAUUGGUCAUAAGACGUCAUCAGAACGACCUUGGACUUUUCUAGGUUCAGUACAUUUCUCGAAACAUUGAUUUCAUUGUUUGGCAGAAGCUAGAACAUCAAAAAUCACAUAUAUUCAAACGGGCGUAUUCAACGCGACUUUUAGAGCCUACUGGGGCAAAGAUCCUUCGAAACUUCUAUUGUCUUUAAAGCUGGGCGCGCUGUCAAGCACGCGCCGGCGUCGUUCUCGCCGAUGUGGUUAUUCCGAGCUCUUUCCUCUGCGACCUUCCUCUUGUCGAUAAUCCUCUCCAUACCUAUAGCCUUCGAUGUUGGAGGUCGAGAAUGCGGGCUGGCAUUCUCCCUCGCCCUUUUCGAGUUCUACCUAUUCUACUCGACGUUAAAAUUAACGACGCCUGAUAAUUCGAGGAUACGAUGGGCAUUAAUACAACUCAUUGGGUGGUCGCAGUGGAUAAUACUGCCAGGGUUGUUGAUAUGGAGCAUGAAUCGAUUUGCAGUAGACGCAGAUAGUGAUGGAGGCUGGGUUACUAGGACCUUUGACGGCAAGCGUGCGAAAGACAAGGAAUUAAAAGAAUGGGUUUUUGGCUAUGGAGGUCUUCUCGAAAUGUUGACAGUUGGAACAUGGGAUAAAGUGUUACGAUAUUCAACGCCAUUAUUUCAAAUGGCAGAAGGGUUUUGCUCUCUUUUGGUCAUCCAAGCAGCUGGUCAAAUCACAAGAUACCUUGUAAAUCGCAGAAGUGAUACAUGGAUGAUUGGGCUACUCGUGUUAUCAGCCUCAAUUAUUUCAAGUGCUGUUUAUUUCUUACUCCGUAUCACGGGGUUUCCACAGAUCAGCAACGUCGAUGCUACACUUAUAGGCAUCACUAUGACUUGCGCAGUCUUUUUGUGUGCAUGGGGUAUCGGAAGUGGUAGAGGCAAUCCAGUGGAGAGCUCCCUACUUUUCGCUUAUUGCACACUUUGCAUAUACCAAAUAUUCACAGACUACCUUCCAUCGGCGACGGAUGAGAUUCCCCAAGCACCCGUUCAACCCGAUUUUCCACCGUUCCCUCCUAUCAUCAUGGCUUCUUACUCGACUCUUUUGAGUGUUUUAUCAACAAUGCCAUCUUUCGUCCAUUCAAGCUUUUACUUUUUAUACGCAGCCUUCCAGACAAUCACUCCCUCGAUCAUUAUAUCGCUUGCAUAUCGAGUUUUUGUAUUCUAUGCAGCCACCCGCAUUAUACCAGCGAUACGAGAGUCUGGAGCUGGAGCUCUGUCUCAGGAUAUGGGUCUGGACGAGAGUGAAGGAGAGGGUAAAAUCUUAGGACUACUAAGCUGGUUCAGUCCCUCAAUUUUGAUAGCUGUUUAUACUAGCUUAUUGAUGCAACAUUUCUCUUCUGUCACUUCUGAGGGGAAUAUGGGUGAAUGGUGGAUGAUGCAAGGUGGUAAUACUGGUGGCAAUAUAUGGCGUUGGAUUAAUGUUUCAGCAACCAUGGCUCUGUAUGCCCUGGAGCUAUAUUUAGCAAAGGAAGAUAUGGAUGGAUCCCUUACUGGGCAUUGGAAGAUUGAUUGAAGAAUGAUUGAAGAAGGCAAUGAGAUACCAUAUUUCAUGUGUCGGGGCUGGAUACCUCGUUCAUUUAUGAGACGACGCGAUGGCGUGAAGGCCACUAGCAAGAUGUGAAAGACAUCUUAAAAUGGCAGAGACGGUAAAAGACUAAUUCCCGAGUCUAUCGAGGAAUAACUCGAAUCAAGCGUCUGGAAGUGGAGAGGGGAAUAUAAUUGUGAUGCGAAUUUAGCAUAGCGUGGCGUUUACAAUGGGCAGAUCUACUAUUGUGGGGCAGUUAAAUAUAAAGUGUGGGUGGUAUCACUGAUGCAUUGGGAGUCAAGACUUGGAGUGGGAGCGAGAGCGAGAGUAUUACUUAUUACUUGGGGAUACCCUUUUGAAAGCCAAAAAGAUGAUCUUAUCAUCAUGUUCGUUUUACGGACAAGAAUAAUAACAUAAAACUUUAGAAUCA
Messenger RNA from Botrytis cinerea B05.10, 2487 nucleotides. RefSeq names its product Bcice2 (gene Bcice2). Gene Ontology annotation, cellular component: cortical endoplasmic reticulum; perinuclear endoplasmic reticulum; endoplasmic reticulum membrane. NCBI's taxonomy places the organism in Eukaryota, Fungi, Ascomycota, Leotiomycetes, Helotiales, Sclerotiniaceae. Bases 732 to 2045 code for a protein of 437 amino acids. Gene Ontology annotation, biological process: septin ring assembly; endoplasmic reticulum inheritance. The transcript is spliced from 3 exons. The record is from RefSeq and is a predicted model, not a curated record.